This is a messenger RNA of Asterias rubens (European starfish), 1595 nucleotides long. RefSeq lists its product as uncharacterized. Lineage: Eukaryota; Metazoa; Echinodermata; Asteroidea; Forcipulatida; Asteriidae. The coding region runs from base 482 to 796 and encodes 104 amino acids. The transcript is spliced from 3 exons. The record is from RefSeq and is a predicted model, not a curated record.
UUGCGCAUGUAAAACUUAUUUUCUUGACAUUGUUUUACUCAUUUCUAAAAAAAUUCUUAAAACAACAACAUCAUUUCAGCAAGUAAUAAUGACGCAGAAGAUCAGACCAACAUCAUGCAAUGAUCAAGCUAUUUACAUGUUUUAAGGACCAUGACAUGAGUACAAAAAUAGAGGGCGGAUAUUUCUUCUUUACUGGUUGUGUUGUACUUUAUUUGUGUUUGAUAGUAUUCUCGUCUGUUCUGCAAUAUACCACCAACCCCGUGUGUGGUAUUUUCGAUGUUUAAAAGUUAAACCUUGAAAUUUUAGUUCAGACAGAGUCUUAAAUUACAUAUUGUAUACUGGUCCAAACUGUUAAAGAAAUAUUGUUUUCACAUACUUUGUAAUAAAUUGUUUACUGUUCUGUGUCAAUCAAUUGUGGGGAGUGCCAAUCCAUGGCAACAGUGCCAGAGUCGAAGUGCUGCCACCGUUCACCCUAUGGUGGAUGAGUUUGGGAUGGGUAUUAUGUACGCGCAUCUUGCAGCAUCCUAGAUUUAGAACUGUGUGCCUGGAUACAGGGGUAUUAUAUUCAGCAUAUCUACAGUAUAGGCAACAAUAUGGUGGCAGGGGACAGGAGACAAAACAGAACAACAAGCAUCGCCAUACGGCAUACAGACAAUUAACGCAUUGGUGCUGGGGACACCUCGGAAGAAUGGUUCGAGUGCCGCUUCCAGCCUGUGCUGUUCAGCGCAUCAGGGAAACUUUUCCUUCAGAGGAUGGGCAACAUGUGGGAUACAAUGAAGCAGCCCCCGAUUAUUGAUCUCCAUCUGUUUAACUACCGUACCAGUAAAUGCCAUUCCAAUUUUAAAACUGAACACCCUUUUAAUUUCUCUAGUCUGUUAAGUAAUUUUUCAAAUUUGCUUAAAUAGAUCCCUUGCAUGUGGCGUAACAAAACACAUUUCAAGCAUGGGCCAUUUCAUUCAAGUACAAAUACAUGUAGCUUCCUUGCAUUUAUGUGUUAUCUGUGUUGUGGGUUUAGCAUAUUCUGUUUCGUUAGUUACACACUAUUGCGCUUUACAUUUAGUUUGUGUUUGCUUAUCAUGUACCAUGUAUAUUCUAAAUGUUUAAUUUUGCUAAUGACCACUGGCUACGGCUUACUGCGGUAGUUCCUUUUUACAUAAGUUUUUGCUGUUGUGUAUUCCGUACUCACUGUUGUAUCUGUAUAUGAACUUUCUAUACAUGUGUACUUUAUUCUACAUGUAUAUGUAGGGACUUUGGACAGAUCUUGUAAAAGUAAGUGUGUAAAAAUAGAUGUAGCCCCCCCCCCCAAUCAAAUUUUGGUUUAACAGCCUUUCAUAAGUGAUUUUUAACUGUUCCAGGCCGUGCAGAGUAAACAUUACACUUACAUGUAUUACAGAGCCAGCAUGAAACAGCAGUUGGGCAUCAUGGUUCACAGACCAUCCCUGGUAUGAGGCUACGUGUCUCAACCCCGGCACACUUGAUACAGCAUAGUAGCACACAAACAACAGUAUGGUACAAGAGCUGUCUUCCUUGAUCAUACGCGCAUAUGAUGACGACACUCUGAGGAAUGUGGUGUCAAGGAGGCACAUAUCAGAUUU